Messenger RNA from Schistosoma turkestanicum, 1593 nucleotides. Lineage: Eukaryota; Metazoa; Platyhelminthes; Trematoda; Strigeidida; Schistosomatidae. The record is from the annotation of a GenBank genome assembly.
AUACGAGGUUUGUGAGCAGUAGUAGUGGUAGUUCAUUAGCUUGUACCUGGAUUACUUCAUAGACGUAGCUCUGGUUUGUGUUACUGACUCACUUGUACAAAAAAUAUCCCAAGGACUUCUGACGAGCAUAAAGGCAAUUAUAAUAUAUUGUUUACAAUAAAACCACAGCAAGUGCCCACAGGACUGGCUUUUAUAAUGCAAUGGAGAAGAAGGGAGUAUUUCUUUUAAUAACAAAAUGUAUAAACGACAUUUUUUAAGGAAAAAAUCUUUGAACUUAGUUUUUUUUCUUAUUGCAUCUCUGAUUUUUCUUGUAAUAACUUCAUAUGUAGUGUACAUUAAUCAGGGCCUUAGUCUAAAUGCGUUUGAAUAUCCUCUUAAUGUUGAUUUGUAUAUGAUAUAUGAAGACGAAUUCAAAACGUCGAAAAGCAAAUCAUCGAUUGAACCUAUAAAUCCUGUCAAGUUUAAUGCUGUUCUUCAGCCCAUACACUCUUGUAAAUUAAUAAAUCAAUCUGAUGUUUCACCAGAUCUAGUUAUUUUUGUCAAGUCAGCGUUGUCACAUUUUGGAUCACGUAAUAAUAUACGAGAAACUUGGGGCAAUUCAAACUGUUUCCGUCAUUUUGGAAUGCGCACUCGGACUCUUUUUGUUCUUGGCAGGUCAGAUUCUGCUGAUUGGAAACAUUCCAAUACUCAAAGUUUGGUAUUUCAAGAAUACCUGAAGUACAAUGACAUUGUUCAGUUUGAUUUCGUUGAGAGCUAUCAUAAUGUUACGUAUAAACUGAUAGCGACUUUAGAUUUUGCUAUUAAUGAAUGUGUCUCUUCUCGAUUUCUUACUUUGGUUGAUGAUGAUUUCAUUUUGCACCCACCUAAUUUACUCCGUGCACUCUCUGAUGUUACUGAAACUCAGUAUUUAAAUUAUAUAGCUGGUGAUGUACUGCGUAUACCCAAACCAGUGAGGUUCCCACUUAGUAAAUGGUAUGUUCCUUAUUCAGAAUAUCCAUACAGUUUAUAUCCACCGUUUCCUUCUGGUGGAACUAUUAUCCUUAGCAUGCAUGUUGCACAGCUCCUUUCUUUUGGGUUGAGGUACACAAAAUUGCUUCCUUUUGAAGACGUUGUAAUCGGGCUUGUUUUAUAUAAACUGGGCAUCAGUCCUGUACAUUUGGAUGGUGUUCUCUCAGUUCGUUAUCCAAACGUUUAUAUUGAUGAUCUCAUAAGUAUCCAUGGGUUUAGUGAUAAUUCCUUUUUCUUAACUGGAUGGAAUAAACUUGGUUUACACGCUCUUUGCAAUGGAUAGACUAUUUUCUUGAUAAAUUUUCUUUCCUAAUUGUUUUUGGACUGUCAAUAUGUAAUAGAUGAUCUAUGCUUUGUUGAUCUUGGAUAAUUUUGGGCUAGGUAUUGCAUACCUUUUAAUCUCCCGGUAACUUCGUUGGAAGUGAAGCCACUUAAUCGCUAGUGGAACCGUAAAACCCAAAAUUUUGUGUACUAAUAAUCAGAUUUUUUAAAAUCGAAUUACAACAUAAAUAUUCACAGAACUCUCAUUUUAUGAAUAAUUUGUGUCUAAAUAAGUUUUGUUUUGAAUUAAAAGUAACUUACUUU